CAACCAAAUGUAAUUGGAUCCAAUGUAAUAAUGUGUAAUGCGUCUGAGAAUGACGGAGUUGAGUGGUAAAUGAUUGACCGUCUUUAUGACGAAUUGAAAGGGUACGUACACCUGUAUCCAGUGCGCGGGUGCGUCCGAGUCAUUUUAAAAAAGUUGACAGUGCAACCGUUACGCGGAAUUCGGUGAGCGUCGAGUGCGUGUUUUAUUUGUGAUCUGAAGGGCAAAUUAUAUGAUGAAAACGAUCAUAAACUUAGAAACGCUAUAACUGUUAAUUUAUGUGGACUGCACUGACACCAUGAACUUCAAUAUCUUAUUCUCAGAAGAGGACAUAUUGCUGAAAGGACAUGUCGCGACGGUAAAUGCGUCUUCAACGAAACGUCAUUUAUUUCUUAGACACACCGCCGUGGAUAGGCUACGCAGUGUCAUUGAAUGUACGUGCGGUAUCUAACCUAUUUGCGUGAAGACAACCGUGUUGGAUCCUAAAGUAACGAUAUAUUUUUUUAAUAAAACGUUUUUGGAGGCAUGGAUAUAAUAUCAACAAAUAUCUCCUUGGGCCUAUAAAUGGAACUGUAGUCACGCCACCACUGACGCUAAUCUACGGACUGUUUCAUGGGUUUUCGACCAUUUGGCGAAUAUUACUGGUUUACAUAGCCUACCCAAACCUCUGAUAUUGGAAUAUUCGUGUCCGUCAUUCAAAGUUCGCACAACUUCCAGUAACAUAGAUGUAACUGUAAUGUAGCCUAUUGGAUUAAAAGUGAACUGAGAAAAUUAAAUUGGGCUAUUAUCAUAUCAGUGUACUUGAUUGCCAAAAUUGAUGAUUGAUAUGUCAUUAAUUGUAACACUGUUUCCAAUUUCGUCGUAAUUAUUGAUCAUUUGAUUAAAUUAAAAUUGCUGCUCAUUCUUUGUAGUCAGAGCUUAAUUAAUUGCUAUAGUAUUCAUAAUUUAAUAUUUUGAUAAAUUAAUUUUAUGUUCACGAGUAACGUUGUGGGAAUGCCACCCGGGCUGUCAUUCCAUAAGAUGAAAACUAAGGAAUACAAUUGGAAUAUUGAUUGAGUGGUGAGAAAAGCAAAAGCGAAUCACCAAUUCAUUGACCGAACCUUUUGCGUGCCUUUUGGAGUACUGCACAAUGGGGAUUAUGCUUCAAGUUAUUCUAGGAAUGUUUCAGUUCCUCAUGCUCUCCAGAAUACCCAUUUCCCAUGCCAAGCUAGCACACUGGAGACCUGUGGACACCACCCCGAAAUCCAGAGAAGUGCGACGGUGGUUAGAGGUGUACUCCCGGAGUGGUUGCGAGCCCAGGGAGACCAUGGUGGAAGUGUGGCGCGAGCUACCGGGUGAGACGCAUCACCUCUUCGUUCCCUCCUGUGUGACGGUGCGUCGCUGUGGAGGGUGCUGCUCUGAUGAAGCCCUGGAGUGUGUGCCCUCACUCACACACACACUCACCAUGGAGCUUAUGAAGACAUCCUUCAUGAAGCAUGAGCUCAUUGAGUUAGACUUCGUUGAGCACAGCCAGUGUGAGUGCAGACUGAAAGAGAAUCUACUAUCAGCCCCUACUAGGCCUUCAAAACCUCAGAGGAAUGGCAGGAAAAGGGAAAGAGGGAAAUCCAAACGAAAGAAAACUGGAACUAUCCAAACGCUAACGUCCCCUGCCCCCCUCGUCUCGUCUCCCUCUCCAGGCCCUCGGUGUGCCCCGUGUCCGGGGAGGAGGUGGGCGCUCGAUCUGCAGUCGUGUCGGUGUCAUUGCAACAUCAGCGCUGAGAGCUGCAGCCUGAAAGGGAGGAGACUCAACCAGCACACGUGCAGAUGUGCGGCUAUGCGGCGGUGAGGCUCUUCCUCUCCUUUCCGUCUCGUCACUGGUUCCCAAGUCCUUCCCAGCCAUGCUCACCGCAGUCCUGAGUACCUUCCUGCCAGGUGGUGGGGUGGGAAAUGUGUCCCUUUCUGUGUCCUCCGUGCCCUCAAAAAACACCAAGUCAGUGCAGUAUUUCAGUAGCGUGUAAAUAUAUGUACAGUGUAUGUGCACAAACUCUAUAUCUGUAUUUGUACGUGUUCCCUCAGCUAACGUCGUCAUCAUGCAGCUUCGUAAGGCACCGUCAGCUGCUUUUGUUCAGUCCCCAUUUAUCCGUGUAAUGCUCUCUUAUUAACAAGGUCAAAGGGUGGGACCAAAUGAAAAGCCUGCAGCUUGUAUUGGGGCAGAGUGAGGUAUUGCAGCCCCC
Molecule: messenger RNA, 2210 nt
Organism: Esox lucius (northern pike)
Lineage: Eukaryota; Metazoa; Chordata; Actinopteri; Esociformes; Esocidae
Gene: vegfba
Product: vascular endothelial growth factor Ba
Exons: 8
Coding region: 1127-1822 (231 amino acids)
Biological process (GO): induction of positive chemotaxis; vascular endothelial growth factor signaling pathway; positive regulation of endothelial cell proliferation
Cellular component (GO): membrane
Molecular function (GO): growth factor activity; vascular endothelial growth factor receptor binding; heparin binding
Source: RefSeq, a predicted model, not a curated record